Messenger RNA from Colossoma macropomum (tambaqui), 1781 nucleotides. It is a transcript of the gene miso1, whose product is annotated as c18h3orf33 homolog (H. sapiens). The record is from RefSeq and is a predicted model, not a curated record. Lineage: Eukaryota; Metazoa; Chordata; Actinopteri; Characiformes; Serrasalmidae. The transcript has 5 exons. The coding region runs from base 902 to 1657 and encodes 251 amino acids.
CUGAUAAAAUGGACAAUGAGCGUAGAAACAAGGAGGUGGUCAUAAUGUUAUGCCUGAUCAGUGUAUAUAUAAGGGGUUGCACCACACAGAUGAGAUCAUGCCAAGUGUUCUCCUUUUAUUAGUGAUCUUGCUGUUUUUUUAAGUGACUAAGGAUCAGGGAUACUCAAAAAUGAUCUGGGAUUGACCUGUCAUGCCUGAAAUGGCUCAUAUCUCCUGCCUUUAUUUUGUCUCUAUAUGUUUUCUUGCCAGUAUGUUGGGUGCAAGUUAGAUGCGUGUGACUGAAUUCACGAUGCCAGCUACCUACAGCGUCUUUACUGAAGGAAAUGUCGUUGUUUGUCUGAUUACUGAUCCAGUUUCAUAUUUUUUUUCAGCAAUUCUUCCCAUCUGCCUGAUACGUUUUGGUGAAAUAUGUUCAUUGCGGCCACUUUUAUAUCUAGCUGAUGUCAUAGUGAGUCACCAGCACUUUGGAGAGUACACCCAGGAUAAUGAUAUUUCACUGGAAAAAAAUACAGCCAUGUAUAAGAUGCCUAUUUAAUGUCUUCUUUACCUCGGUUAUGCAUUUUUCUGUUCAAGUGCAUUUGGAAAGUCCAUGGUCGUCGUGUUUGUGGGUGAACAGUUCUGUGGGGGGAGGGCCGCACUUGUAACGCGGCUGCACUUGAGUUGUAAAUACCUUUUGAAUUGUUCUGAGGAACAUUUUUAGCUGCAUUCCCAAAGUGUAACGUUAAAUGAAGAAACGACAUAUCUUAUAUGUGAUUAAAAGAAGAUUCUGCAACACUGCAUGUUGUUUUCUGUUCGAUAACCUGCAAUACGGAAAGAAACGCCUUUCUGUUUUUUGGGCUACGGCGCUUACCGUCUCUGAGGGGGCGGGGCUUAGUUUGUAGUUUUUCGUACUGUAAACAAUAUGCCGGACUCGGGUGCUGAUAAAAAGGAGAAAGACGAGCAACAGCAGUCGUUAAAUAUCGUUACAGUGGUGUCAAAGUUUGCGGACGAGAACCUGACUCUAGUACGGAACAUCAGCACAGGGCUGGCAGUGGCUGGAGUACUUAUCAUAGCAAGAAGCAUCAGACUGAUCACUAAAUUCAGCUCUCCGUCUGAAAUCCCAGCCCGCUUCAUCGAGAGAAGCAUCAGUAUCAGAGGCAGAGUGAGGAGCGUAACAGAAAAGGGCCUUGAAGUGGAACACAUCCCAAUUUAUGUCCCCUUGGUGUCUCCCCUGCUGACUAAACGUCAGCCUGUGGCCCCCCUGGAUGUGCGUCUGGCCGGGGUGGAGCUGACCCCGCAGGGCUGGGACUGGCUCUCCGAGCGGCUCAGGCCGCCCCAGACGGUGUGGCUCCGGCUCAUCAGCCGUCAGGACCAGAGCCUGCACUGCCUGGUGUCGGUCAGCAGGGGUUCCCUGUUUAACACAUGUGUGAAUGAGGAGGUCCUGCGCUUAGGUCUGGGCAGGACCGCCCCUCUCCAAGGCCUGGACCCUCACUCUCGACUCUACUUGAAGCUCCACAGACGGCUGCUGAAGUCCGAGCUGAAGGCCGAGAGGAAGGGGGAAGGCCUUUGGAAAGAGGAGAGUCUGAGAGAGCGGCUCACUCGGGCCCUCAGCAACAACAUGGUGGUUAAAACCGUGAAGAGAGUGUUGAAAUGGAUGUCAGGGGUGAAGGAUCGGUGAAGCUGCCCUGGCCACCUGGGACAUCAGUGUUGGAUGAACUCCUUGUUUAUUUUUGUAUUUUAUGAUAAAUAUUUUGGUUGGUGGUUAGGCCAAUUGGAAAUGCUGAAUUGCCCCUAGGUGUGAA